AUGGAACAAAUACGCAAAUUCGGUUUGGGCUAUUGCGACUUACCCACGAUGCUUUGGAACGUAUCCGUCAUGUUGAGAGUCCUUACGCUGAAUAUCGACAAGCGAAACACUAAACGCUUAGACCCAAUAUUUGAAAGCCCCAAUUAUGAAAUAGCUUUUCUACUGACUACUGCUGGAAUCGUUGUUACUGUCUACUUACCAUCUAAUAUAACCGCUUUUUUAAUAAUAAUUACGGGGUAUAUAGAAGCCCAAAUUCUCGCUUUAAGCCAAGAAAUAUUAGACAUCUGGAAUGAUGCUGAAAAACUAAAUAAUACUGAAAUUUUACUUGAUGAUGAGCAAUUUGAACAUCAAGAAAAAACUAGAAAAGCAAAGAUAAAUAAUUUCGUAAGAAACCGUUUGAAGGAAAUUGUAAAAAUUCAUAUAGUUAAUAUAAAUCUUUUACAUCAAAUAGAAUUAGCAUUUCGUGGAGCGAUCGCAGUAGAAUUUACUUUACUUAGUGUAAGUUUAACAGCAGUUCUUCUAGGAGGCUUGGAGAAUACAUACAUGCAAAUACCGUUUGGAUUAAUGCAAGUGGCUGUAGACUGCUUUACUGGUCAAAGAGUUAUUGAUGCUUGUGUAAACUUUGAAAAAGCUGUAUAUUUUUGCAAAUGGGAAAACUUUGAUAAUGAAAAUAUGAAAACGAUUUUCUUGAUACUACAAAUAUCACAGAAGACUCUGACAAUGUCAGCAGGUCGGGCCAAGUUAGUUAUUAAGUUUUUCUGUCAAGAAAUUCUCAGUGACCACGCGAAGUUGGGAAGUUUCCGAUGUUGCACCCCCGUGCCUCAACGAGCACAUAAAGCCGUCGAUCCUGCGCCUGAUCUCUCACAGGUCGUGUCGAGUACUCGUCCCAUCGGAGUA
Molecule: messenger RNA, 897 nt
Organism: Brenthis ino (lesser marbled fritillary)
Lineage: Eukaryota; Metazoa; Arthropoda; Insecta; Lepidoptera; Nymphalidae
Source: the annotation of a GenBank genome assembly